AUGGCCUCCGCGGGGCGGGUGCGGGCCCGGCGAGGCGCGGGUGCGAGGUAUUCCAAGAACACUGCAGGGAGAGCACGUUCCACGGGAGAUAAAGCCGGCCAGCCCCACAAGCCCACUGACGUGUAUGAUUUUUCUGAGAAUUCUGGAAUCUCGAGCGUGGGCAGGAUGAGCGACAACGAGAAAGAUGAAGAACCUUAUGAAUCCUUUGAGCCGCCUCUGCACAGCACUGCGAUCUACACCGAGGACGCCGAGCUCUCCGAGCACUCCUGCUCCUUCAUCCCUCCAGCCCCCCGAGGAGGAGCAGCAAAAGGAAGUUCGAACACUUCGGAAAUUGAAGAAAGCGAAAACGAGUCUGUAAAAAUUAGUGCAAAAAAGCGAGGAAGAAAACUCAAGCCCAUCAGUGAGUCGGAAAGCUGCAGUGAAAGGGAUAAACCAGCAGAGAAAACAGGUAGCCAACAACCUGAAGCUGCGUCAACUUCAGAACUUUCAGAGGAACCAGCUGAACUUGGCACUUCUAAAAAGAAAACUCAGAAAAAGAAGGCAUUUCAUGGCAAAAGAAAGAAAUCAAGAAGCGAAGCCCUGGAUUCAGGCAUGGCUGACUGUACACAUAUUUGGUGUCUAAAAGGAAAGAAAAGCAGUGACAUCAUGGACUUAGAUGUUGUUUUGUCAGCAUUUGAGAAAAUCCUCCCCGAGUAUAAACAAAAAAUAGAAUCUAAAAUUUGCAAGGAAGCAGUCGGCAAAUUUCAUUCUAGUAUGAAAGAAGAACUCAUCAAAAUGCUUGCGGAAGUCCAGAUGUUGAAAACUCUGAGGAGGAAGAAUGCUAAGACGAUUUCAGACAUCGAAAAGAAAAGGCAGCGUUUGGUUGAAGUCCAGGAUGAACUGCUUUGUUUAGAACCACAGCUGAAACAACUGCAAACACAAUAUGAUGAACUUAAGGAGAGAAAAUCUUCUCUGAAGAAUUCAGCGUGUUUCUUAUCUAAUUUAAAGCAGCUUCAUCAAGAUUAUUCCAACAUUCAGGAGAGACAACCAAAUGUAAAGGAAACGUAUGACUCAUCCAGCCUUCCAGCGUUGUUAUUCAAAGAAAGAACUCUUUUAGGAGCUGAGAGCCACCUGCAAAAUAUCAACCAUCAAUUGGAGAAACUCCUGGACCAGAAAUGA
Messenger RNA from Pipistrellus nathusii (Nathusius's pipistrelle), 1158 nucleotides. The record is from the annotation of a GenBank genome assembly. NCBI's taxonomy places the organism in Eukaryota, Metazoa, Chordata, Mammalia, Chiroptera, Vespertilionidae.